Molecule: messenger RNA, 3064 nt
Organism: Plectropomus leopardus (leopard coralgrouper)
Lineage: Eukaryota; Metazoa; Chordata; Actinopteri; Perciformes; Serranidae
Source: RefSeq, a predicted model, not a curated record
AUCAACAAUGGACCGGUUGGUUCUGUGCGUGCUGCUGUGUGCAGCUCUUGUGAAGGGAUACAGCUGCCCUGGCCGCUGCAUUUGUCAGCACCUCUCCCCCACCCUCACUCUGCUCUGCGCCAAGACUGGUCUGCUGUUUGUGCCCCCCACCAUCGACCGCAAGACAGUGGAGCUGCGACUCACUGACAACUUCAUCACCAUCAUCCGCAGGAAAGACUUUUUCAACAUGACCAGUUUGGUCCACCUCACCUUGUCUCGUAACACCAUUAGCCAGAUCACCCCCCAUGCCUUUCUUGGACUAAAAUCCCUGCGGGCGCUCCAUAUGGAUGGAAACCGGCUCAGCGUGAUAAAGACGGACCAUUUUAAAGGCCUCAUCAACCUGCGGCACCUCAUCCUCGGAAACAACCAGAUCCACCAGGUGGCACCCACCUCGUUUGAUGAGUUUGUUUCCACCAUAGAGGACUUAGAUCUUUCCAAUAACAACCUGCGCAGCCUUCCGUGGGAAGCCAUAGCCAGAAUGACCAACAUUAACACGCUCACGCUGGACCACAACCUGAUUGACCACAUUGGAGCGGGGACAUUUACGUUGCUCACCAAGCUGGUACGCCUGGACAUGACCUCUAACAGGCUGCAGAAGCUGCCACCAGACAGCCUGUUCCAGCACGCUCAGGUCCUGUCUGAUGCCAAGGGCUCCAGCUCGUCCACUCUGGCGGUGAGCUUCGGCGGAAACCCUCUCCACUGUAACUGCGAGCUACUGUGGCUUCGCAGGCUGACAAGGGAGGAUGAUCUGGAGACCUGUGCCUCGCCUGAACACCUCAUGGACAAGUAUUUCUGGUCCAUCCAAGAGGAGGAGUUUAUCUGCGAGCCUCCGCUGAUCACCAAACAUCUUUCAACCAAACCCUAUGUGAUGGAAGGGCAGGGCGUGACUCUCAAAUGCAAAGCAGUGGGUGAUCCAGACCCAGAUAUUCACUGGCGAUCACCAGAUGGCAAACUGGUGAAUAAUAACUCCCGCACCAUCCUGUAUGAUAAUGGCACCCUCGACAUUCUCAUCACUACGCUGAAGGACAGCGGCGCAUUUAAUUGUGUGGCGUCCAAUGCCGCAGGCAUCGCCACAGCUGCUGUUGAGAUCAACAUGAUCCCCUUACCCUUGUUUGUUAACAACACAGGCCACAUGCGUGAGGACCCCGGCCUCUCAGACAUCACCACCUCCUCCAAAUCUGGCAAUGACACCAAGGGCUACGAUAAGCAGGACAGGAGGGUGAUGGUCACUGAGCUGACCUCCUCCUCCGCUGUGAUCCGUUGGCCAUCUGAACGCCACAUCCCCGGCAUCAGGAUGUACCAGAUUCAGUACAACAGCACGGCGGAUGAUACUUUGGUGUACAGAAUGAUCCCAUCCACCAGCAAAAACUUCUUAAUCAAUGAUCUGGCUGCAGGGCGGGAGUAUGACCUUUGUGUGCUGGCGGUUUACGACGACGGCAUCACAUCAUUAACAGCCACACGUGUGGUUGGCUGUGUGCAGUUCCACACUGCCAGUGAGGUCAGCCAGUGCCGCUUCAUGCACAGCCAGUUCCUGGGAGGCACUAUGAUCAUCAUUAUUGGAGGUAUAAUUGUUGCUUCAGUGCUGGUGUUCAUUAUCAUCCUGAUGAUCCGUUACAAGGCCUACAGCGGCCCAGAGGACAGCAAGACCAAGGUCAGCUCCAGCAUGCACUCCCAGACCAAUGGCAGCCAGCAGCGACUGCAGCGCUCCACCUCCAAGCAAACAUCUGACGAGGGCCAGCGUGAAGCUCACGCACCCAAAGAGUGCAUGGCGCUGGUGCUGAGGGUGGACAAUGAGAAGAAGGAGGAUGCAGCAGCCACCACUGCCAUCCUGGAGGUGGAGCUGCCGCCACUAAAUGUAGACAAGAUGAAGAGAAGAACCAGCUUGGAUGCACAGUGCUCCGGCCCGCCAUCUGAGGACACGCAGACGGACAGUAGCCUGACUGGCUCCACCAUGUCCCUGUGUCUCAUAGGCCCCAAUGCUGGCACCAAGGAGGCUCCCAGGCUCAAGGACAAGAAAAGUGCCCUGGCCAACAUGGGAUUGCUCCCUAAUGAGCUGGCACGAACUAGGCAUAGAUUCUCCUUUGACGGAGGGGAUUACUCCAUUUUUCAGAGUCAUAGUUACCCACGCAGAGCGAGGACGAGGUGGCACAAGUCCACCAACCAGCUCAACAUGGAGUCAUCGCCGCUCGCCAACAGGAGAGUUACGUUCAGCAGCACUGAGUGGAUGCUAGAGAGCACAGUCUGAGGAAAGCAGUGUAGUCGAAAAUAAACCCGGCGAGGCCACAUACAUGUAAAAACACAAAUACAUGCCAUAUAACACACUUUGCCUGCAAACAGCAGAUGACGAACAUAAGCACAUUUACUUACACAUGCAAACUUUCUGUGAGUUGCUGGAGAAGAACACAGUCUCCCUCCAUUCUGCCUCCCCAUCAUACUCCCAGAGAGGUUUUUUGGCCAUGUCCUUUCUUUAUGCAGCAGUGCCUUAUUCUAAAAAAUGUACGAAUGGAGGAUGCUGCUCACUGUAGUCAUUAAAACCGUCCUCUCCAUCAUCGCCGCCCACUCACUCUGAUGAUGGGAAGCGUGUCUUUGGAUUUUUAAUUUCCUCCUUUUUUUCUGUGACAUGCCAAGGGGGUGUGGCAUUUGGAUGUGACUGUUUAAUUGUUUUAAAAAAUAAAAUGAGAAAAAAAUUCAUCAUAACUGUAAAGUGAACAGCCAGGUAUCCUGUUAUGUCAAUCAUGUUUUGGGUUCUUUCAAAAAAAAAGAAAACAACAAAAAUAAAAAAAAACUUUUGCACAGAAGACACGAGAUACAAGGACAAGUAUCACCACCAGUCUAUACAAUAAUAAUAAUUUAAAAAAAACAACAGGAUUUUACACAUGCCGAUUUCUAAUGUUACCAUAAAGAGGACAGACCUGGAAACCAACCAUGGAUUCCUCUUUGACAGUCGGACUGUAUGAUGUUAAAUAGGUAUUGUUCCAGAUGUGACUGUAUAUUAAUCGGUACUGUAUCUGGCUGGUCUAGAUAA